Exophiala xenobiotica is the source of this 1642-nucleotide messenger RNA. RefSeq lists its product as uncharacterized. Gene Ontology annotation, cellular component: nucleus; cytoplasm. The record is from RefSeq and is a predicted model, not a curated record. Gene Ontology annotation, biological process: coenzyme A biosynthetic process. The transcript has a single exon. NCBI's taxonomy places the organism in Eukaryota, Fungi, Ascomycota, Eurotiomycetes, Chaetothyriales, Herpotrichiellaceae. Gene Ontology annotation, molecular function: phosphopantothenate--cysteine ligase activity. Bases 363 to 1463 code for a protein of 366 amino acids.
CGGAGACGAUGACCUAGAGAGUGCAGCGAGGUCUAAGCUCUCAAGAGAUCUAGGUUCAGGAUUACAUGCUUUGAAUUCUUUGCGUCGCUGGUGAAGCAGUCUGCUUCGAAGGAUGAUGGUAUGUACACUGCAGAUCUCAUCCUCAGAAAGACUGAUAAUCUGUCGGUCAAGUGAGAGGUUUUAUUUUCCCUCACAAUCAACCUCUGACGUCUGAGCAUCUGACCGACUUGAGCUUCUAACGGGGCUGGUGGUUCUCAUCCAAUAUUAUCACGGUCGGAACAGUCCUUUGAUCCAUCGUCCAUACCUGAAUCAUCUCCGUCAUAUACAGAGCGGCUAAGCGUGGAGCGCUCAUCAGCUUCAGCAUGUCGCCGCAGCAAGCCAACGGUGCAGGGCCUGCCUAUUUUGAUGACUACUUCCACAAGAACCCGGCACCGAAGUCGCUAUCCAAGCAUCAAGCAUUAACCCGCGAAUUCAUACAGUAUCACCUGGAAAACUCGCCGAACCGACGAAUUGCCUUGGUCACGUCGGGAGGGACGACCGUCCCUCUUGAGAAUCAAACCGUGCGUUUCAUAGACAACUUCUCUGCUGGGACUCGUGGAGCUACAUCUGCCGAAUACUUCUUGCAGGCGGGCUAUGCCGUGAUCUUCUUGCAUCGUCAGUUCAGUCUGCUACCAUAUUCUAGACAUUACAGCCACAGCACCAAUUGUUUCCUUGACUUCAUGGAGGAGUCUGAUGGAAAGGAUGAGCGAGUUGUAGUCAGGAAAGAGUAUCAGCAGAAGAUGCAACGAGUCUUGCGACAAUACCAGUUCGCCAAACAAAACCGCCUGUUACUACUGCUCCCCUUCACCACGGUGACUGACUAUCUUUUCCAACUCCGCAGCCUUGCAGUUCUCAUGCAACCUCUCGGCGAGCGCGCGCUAUUCUACCUAGCUGCAGCCGUCUCGGACUUCUUCAUUCCAAGAGAGCGCAUGGAAGAGCACAAGAUCCAAUCGAGAGAAGAUCAUGCUGGAAGUCAGGGCUCCGGAGCUAGCCGGCAAUUGGUGAUCAACCUCGACCCAGUCCCAAAAUUUCUCAGCACUUUGGUACACUCAUGGGCUCCAAAGGGGAGCAUGAUAGUGAGCUUCAAGCUCGAAACCGACCCGGCUCUCCUUGUGUCAAAGGCUGAGCAAGCGCUAAAGCGAUAUCAGCAUGAUCUCGUGAUCGGGAACCUGCUGACCACGCGCAAGUGGGAGGUGGUCUUUAUUUCGCGAAAUCGACGCGAGAAAUGGCUCCGGGUUCCAAAGGCUAGAAGAUCCAAAAGCAUUUCUGGGGUCGAAGAACUGGUCGGCAAAGCGGAGCGCAAGCACGAACCAGAACAUGUCGAUCUGGAUGGAGGUACUGUGACUGAAGGAAUGGAGAUAGAGAGCUUGAUCAUCCCUGAACUGGCGCUCCUGCAUACCGAAAUGAUGGAACAUGGGAAAUGAGUGUCAGGCGUGUGAAGCAGCGCAGAAAGUCGAUGUGAUACCUAACCUGGCGCACACGAGGAAGGGGCCGGUCUUGCCUGAACAGCACGAGGAUUUGCGCUUUUCCACAGUACAUAAUACUAGCAAAAAUGCAUGCGACCAUCUUGUGUAUAUCCAGGAUGAUAAAACGCGCCAAAGCG